Messenger RNA from Closterium sp. NIES-67, 2336 nucleotides. The record is from the annotation of a GenBank genome assembly. Lineage: Eukaryota; Viridiplantae; Streptophyta; Zygnematophyceae; Desmidiales; Closteriaceae.
AGGCUCACGAGUCGCAAUGAUUCCCGUUUCAAGUAGCGAUACUGCGAGCAAAUUCGUUAGCAGUAAACGCAGCAAGUAUGGAGUUACUACAUAUCUUAGAAAGUUGCAGGCCUCUAGAUUUAGCGGCGGGAACAGCAAACCUGAAACCAGUGAGACUAACUAGCAUAAUUGCGCAGAACCUGCAGGCAGCUGCGUUCGGUCGACUCAAAAGCAUAAUCGCGUAGAAUUGCCUGCAGCUGCGGACGCCAUGGCUUUCGAGGUUCGAUUCAGGAUUCCGCGUGAUUUAGUUCAACGCAGAUCCGACGACCAUAGCAGCGAUUUGCGUUUCAGUGGCAGCCGUUCUGGCGGUAAACCCAGUUUAGGGUCGGAUGGGCCAUCUGGAGCAUCCCACGUGGACGUUCACCUCGCUGUCUCUCCAACGGAGUCCCUCCGAUCCGUCUUCAACAGGCUUUCCAAGUCCCACCUGCCAAACUGCUGCCUGCAGUACGGCGCAGGUCAACAGUUGGGACCAGAAGAUGGCGGAAAAGCGGUGGGAGGGACACAGGCGGCGGCGGUCCGUUUCAUGGUUCUCGGUCAGGUGGUGUACCUCUCUCCUGACUCAACCGUCCACCAAGGCAAGCUUAAAGCGGGCUCGACAAUCAAAGUGCUUCCUGUGAAGACGGUGCAUGGACACGGCUUGGAUAAGGGCAAGGACAAGGCGGAACGGAGCGUGAAUGGACCUCCUGCUGCACCUGAUGCGAACGUCCCUCCUGUUGCUGCUGCAGCGACUCCUCCUAUUGCUGCUCCCCCAGCGGCUGCAUCUGCUGCUGCUUCACCUGCUGCUGCUGCUCCUGCCGCUGCUGCUGCACUUUUUGCAAGCGUGCCUCCUGUUGGUUCUGCACCCGCUGCAGAUUCUCCAGCUACUGCUGCUGCUCCAGCACCUGCUGCUGCACCUGCUGCUCCUGUGGCUCCUGCUGCGGCUGAUUCCCCCCCUCCUGCUGCUCAAGCUGCUGCCCCUGCUCCUGCUGCUGCUCCUCCUGCUGCUGCUGCUGCCACCAGGCGAGUAAUCGACUACAGCAAAUGGGACCACAUCGGGUCCAGCAGCGACGAGGAGGAGGAGGAGGAGGAGAAGGAGCGCACCAAGAGGAACAGAGCCGCAAGAGAAAGUGCUGACGGAAGGGGAAAGGCCCAGAUGCUUGCAGGGACCUGUGGUGCUGGCCUUUCCGAAUUUAAGGAGGUGAUUUGGAACGACCAUGAGAAUUUGGUGAGAAGAUGGGAUUUUCAGGAGGAGGCGCGUGGAGCGGAAAAUGCGCGCAAGGCAGGGGGGUCAGGGAGAUUGGGAGCUCAGGAAAUUUCCGGGAAGCUUCAGCUGAUGCAUCGGGCGGACAUGGUUCACUACUUGGACGUGAGGGUCGGCUGGGAUUUGGCUGAGUGCGAGUGCUGCUUCGACCGCGCAGUGGGAUUCCGUGCCGAGCGUGCUUUGAACAUGGCGAGCCUAGAGCUCUUUCGAUUGAACCUUCACAAGCAGCAGCCUGGUUCUAUCCCCCUUGCACUCUCGACCAGAGUACCCACGGGUGUUUUGGAGUAUUCCUCGAGAGUCCAAGCAUUUGGGAAGCAGGGGGAGAAGGCGCCUCACGUGCAGUUCUCCUGCAAGUGCACUCUUGCACCUUACGUGUGUGCCGAGGCAAUGCUUCUUGAGUGGAUGGCCGAGCCUCGUGUGGGCGUGCUCAUGGACCUGGGGAGGAUCCGAGCCCGCCUGCCUGCAUUCCUGCCCGCUGGAGGUCCUGCUGAAGGUUCCCCUGCUGUCGCUGCUGCCUCUGCUCCAGCUGCUGCUGCUGCUGCUGCUUCUGCAGCGUGGUCCUGCUGCUGGCGCUGCAGCAGCUGCUGGGCUGCCUACCGCCGUGUUGUCAGCUUCACGGCCUUUUUCGUGCUUGUAGCAAGGUGCCCCCGCAUUGACACACUAUGGAAGGCUCACGCGGAUACAUUCGAUCUGGCCUAUCCUGCCCUAGUGGCCGAGCUGGGGGCGGGCAGGCAGGAGAGGGAAGACUGCUUUGCGUCCUUGCUCGGGGUGAAGGGAGCUGCUGAACUGAAGGAAGGGUUUGGGUUCUUUGUGCAGAAUCUGCUGUCAGGCGGCCUUGAGAAGGCCCAUGCAGAGGGGAGAGAACAGGGAAGAAGGGUGCGGGGGAGAGUAAUAGUGGGAUGGAGCAGGCUAUGGCGGCUAUGAUGAGGACAGUGGGAGUGGGGCGGGUAUGGGGGCAGAGGAUUGGCGGCGGGCGGUGGCAGGCUCAGGAUUGGACCCAGCAGAGAUGCUUGGGGGUGAAGCUGCCGUCACAAGGCUCAUGGGUCUGCUUUCUGGC